Molecule: messenger RNA, 3614 nt
Organism: Elgaria multicarinata webbii
Lineage: Eukaryota; Metazoa; Chordata; Lepidosauria; Squamata; Anguidae
Gene: LPAR1
Product: lysophosphatidic acid receptor 1
Exons: 4
Coding region: 241-1350 (369 amino acids)
Biological process (GO): neurogenesis; regulation of metabolic process; phospholipase C-activating G protein-coupled receptor signaling pathway
Cellular component (GO): cytoplasm; plasma membrane
Molecular function (GO): lysophosphatidic acid receptor activity
Source: RefSeq, a predicted model, not a curated record
CGGCUGGCUGGAAGAGGCGGCGGCGGCGGCGGCGCGGGAAGACCCUUCUGGGUCAGUCUGGCUGGCUGCGAGACGAGGAGCUCCGUGGGGUAGCAGCGGCAGCCUGGGGGGACUUCGCCUGGCCCAGGCCCACAUGUCAGCAUGACUGAGAACUGACCAAGAAUCUCAAGACUUUAGCCAUAUAUCUGAUACGUGGAAGUUAGUAAGAAUUUAACAGACCACUAACCCUGUUGUUUAACCAUGGCGGACCCUUCAGCCGAAGUACCCUUUUCUAUGAUGACACAACCACAGCUAAUUGAGUCCACAGCCAUGAGCGAACCUCAGUGCUACUACAACGAAACCAUUGCCUUCUUUUAUAACAGAAGUGGGAAAUAUUUAGCCACUGAGUGGAACACUGUGAGCAAGCUUGUGAUGGGCCUCGGGAUUACAGUAUGUGUCUUCAUCAUGCUCGCCAACCUCCUCGUUAUGGUGGCUAUCUACGUCAACCGGCGUUUUCACUUUCCUAUUUAUUACCUAAUGGCUAAUUUAGCCGCUGCUGACUUCUUUGCAGGGCUGGCAUAUUUUUACCUGAUGUUUAACACGGGACCCAACACUAGAAGAUUGACUGUAAGCACCUGGCUCCUUCGUCAGGGUCUCAUUGACACUAGCCUGACAGCCUCUGUUGCCAACUUGCUAGCCAUUGCCAUUGAAAGGCACAUCACAGUUUUCCGCAUGCAGCUACAUACACGGAUGAGUAAUCGGCGAGUGGUGGUGGUAAUUGUUGUCAUCUGGACUAUGGCCAUUGUCAUGGGGGCCAUACCAAGUGUGGGCUGGAAUUGCAUCUGUGACCUCGCUCACUGUUCCAACAUGGCACCACUCUAUAGUGACUCCUACUUGGUCUUCUGGGCUGUUUUCAACCUAGUCACCUUUGUAGUCAUGGUGGUCUUGUAUGCUCAUAUCUUUGGGUAUGUGCGCCAGAGGACUAUGAGAAUGUCUAGGCAUAGUUCUGGACCACGUAGGAAUCGGGACACCAUGAUGAGUCUUCUGAAGACUGUGGUCAUUGUGCUUGGUGCUUUUAUAAUCUGCUGGACUCCAGGAUUAGUCUUGCUUCUUCUUGAUGUUUGCUGCCCACAAUGCAAUGUUCUGGCAUAUGAAAAGUUCUUCUUGUUGCUUGCUGAAUUCAACUCUGCCAUGAACCCCAUCAUCUACUCCUACCGGGACAAGGAAAUGAGUGCCACUUUUAAACAAAUUCUUUGUUGUCAGCGGAGCGAGAGUGCCAAUGGCCCAACAGAAGGUUCUGACAGGUCUGCUUCAUCACUAAAUCACACCAUCUUGGCUGGAGUACAUAGUAAUGACCACUCUGUGGUUUGAAGAGGAACUGAAAGAUAUUUUUUUUAAAAAAAAAAUAUCUCAGCACAUGUGAGAAUUUAGUGCUGGGUUGUUAACUAGUUAUGAAACUAUUGACAGGAUUGUUGUGGGGUCUUUGAAGCAGAGAAAAUAACAAACUUAUGAGCUUAAAUCACUAAUGGAUUAUAGUGCUUACUCACCAGUGCUCAGUCCACAAAAACUGUCCAGACUAAAAACCUCACACUUUUUAAAUCUUCUGUUUUGUGAAAGUAGAAAAUGAGCUGCUCACACUGGAGAAGCUGACAAACCUUUGGAAAAGCCAUUUUAAGCUACUCUAACUAGCCUUCAUCAGAUGACACUUUUUGUGAUGGUCCUAAUUGAAAUCAUCUCCAAGUAAUUAAGCUUAAUAACUGCUUCACUGCCUUUUCAUUUAAACACUUAGGCUUCUUCCUUUUUUUAAAAAAAAUGCAUUUCAUUUAAUAAUUAUCCCCAUCAGCAUGCUAUGUGAUGGACAUUUUCUGGGCAAAGAGAGAAGCUGUUGUAGCUUCAUUUUUAUUUACACUAUCAAUAACAAUGAAAAACAUCAUUUUACUAGUACUACAGAUGUCAAGAUAUUGGUGGAAAAUGACUCUACCUUGGUUAACUAGUGUUUGGAAGCAGGCACGUUGUGUGUAUACAGAUGUGCUUAAUUCUCACAUUAAAAUCAAUGGGUCUUAAAGUGUUUGUCUGGCUGGAUAGCCCCCCAGAUAUUUAACAUUCUUUAUUAAAGAGUGGAACAAACUAUGUAACAUACACAGGAAGUCCCAAGUUUCUCAUGGCCAGAUCAUUAAUGUGAGAUAUAAAGCUGUAAAAGAGCCCCUUUCAAUUGGCUAAGGUGAAGCACAAUAAUAUGUUUUUUAAAAGUGUAUUUGUGGUGUUGAGUCUUCCUAUUAAAGGGAUUUUGCUUUUUUGGGAAAGUGUGCUUUUUUAAAAGUAAAACUUUUUAAAAAAAUUAUAAAAGGAUUUGUCUUUGCCAUCCUGCACCAAGUAGGAUUUUUUUCUUUUUCAUUUUGAUUCGGGCUUGUAUCUGUUUGCGCAGUUUCAGGGCUUGCUCCAGGUCUUUUGUGGGAGGGUUAGAUUUCUUCCCGAAUCUGGGGCAUGAUUGUGCGAGAACACAUUUGUCCAGUUUCAAAUGGGGAUACUUAUCAUAGUGCUGGUGCUGUCUUUUUCUUUGUCUUUUUCAGACAUUUUGCAAUUACAGCAGCAUCUCACUCCCCACCCACCGAACUAGUGUUAAAGCCGGAGCGGCAGAGUGCUUACACUUUCUAAUCAUGCCUUUAGUUUGAAAUGGAGGGGGAUGGAUAACUCUCACCCUUUUACAGCCAACGACUUUUUAAAAUGUUAGAAAAAGAAAAAGGAAGCCUGAAAUUAAAUGAACUAGUCCAAGCCCCUGGAAAAUAGCACCCCAACUUUGCCACCUAAGAACAGGGAUGUGACGGUCCGAAAAAAGAAUUAGAAAAAUUCAAAAAGAAACUUUCCCCCCCUUUUCCCCCAAAGACCGUUUUUGUUCUUUUCUUUAAAAAAAAUGGAAAUAAAUUAAACAAGUUUGGAUAAUGAAAUACUUUCUUUUAGAAUGAUGAAUGCACUACAGACAACCUUUUAAUAUUAACAAUUUUUAAGAUGUUUAUUUACAAAAUAGAAUAAAAUGUCACUCUUCAAAUAACAGUUUGAGAUUGCUUCAGGUUUCUUAAAUAAAACAUAAUGGUUACCAUUCCAAAUAGGUAAGAGUAAACUCUCAAUAGCUUUUCGUUCAGAUCAGAUUUCUCUAAAUUCUACCCCAACCAAUUCCUCACAAACAAGAACAGAUCCUGUUCACCAGCCUUCCUCUGCCUCCAGCUCUUCCUGGUUUUUCUGGCUUCUUUCCUCUGAUCAGACAUAAACCAGGAACCCAAAAUGUAUUAAGUAUUGAUUUGCUCUUAAAGUUCUUACAUUUGCUGUAUUAAAUUUGAAAGUAUAGAUUAUUCAGACACUAACAAAUUUACUAAUUGAGUUUAUUUUUAAAUACAUUUAAUUUCAAAGAUAAUUUUAUGAGCAAACCAAGUUAUACAUAAUGUGUCUUGUGCUCCUAAAAUAACCAAGUGCAAAAAAAGAAAGAAAAAGUUUAUUUCUCCAUUCCCCCCACAAAAAAAUUUCUGGUUUCCCUACCAAAAAAAUGGAGGAGUUAAGGGGGGAAAUGGCUAUUUUUUCCCAUUGCUUUACUACUUCCUGAAAUAUAUAUCUCCCUACAAAUGUGGUGGCAAAUUUGUAGU